AUGGAUAAGACCAACAGCGGCUUGCAGCUGUGGGCGUCACACUCCCAGCUCGCCCUGGCCGCAAAUUAUGAGAUGAGCAAUGGCUCGAACCUAACGCGGCCGGGGGGCGUGGCUUGUCCGCUGGGCUUCUUCCCCUGUGGAAACCUCAGCCUCUGUCUGCCCCAGCUGCUACACUGCAACGGCCUGGACGACUGUGGCAACCAGGCGGACGAGGAGAACUGUGGAGACAACAAUGGAUGGCCACAUCUCUUCGACAGCUACUUCGGGAUGCCCAACUCCGACCCCGGGACCAGAACCACCACCUGCCUGCUAGGAGGAGUCCCAGAGUCAUGUCAGUGUCGGGGCCUGGAGGUGGACUGUGAUGGGGGCGGACUGCAGAGCGUUCCCUCCGUCGCUGUCAACGUCACCAUGAUGUCUCUCCAGAGGAACCAGUUGGGGAAUCUGAACGGACGCGUCUUCUAUCAGUACCAGAGCCUCCACCGGCUGUAUCUGCAGCACAACGGUAUAGCAGCGGUCGACCCCGAUGCGUUCAGAGGACUCUACAACCUGACACGGCUGUACCUCAGCUUCAACCAGAUCGCCGUUCUGCUCCCCAGGGUCUUCCAGGAUCUGCACAGGCUGGAGUGGUUAAUCCUGGAGAAUAACAAGAUCCAACAGAUCUCCUCCCUCACCUUCACCGGACUGAACUCCCUGGUCCUGCUUGUUCUGCUGAACAACUCUCUGACCCGACUGGAGAACGUCUGCAAAGAAAUGCCUCGACUCAACUGGCUAGACCUGGAGGGAAAUGAGAUCCAGACUAUUGGAAACACCUCCUUCUCCUCCUGCAGCCGGCUGACCGUCCUGGUUCUCCAGAGGAACAGGAUCAGUGUGAUCCAGGACCAGGCCUUCUCCGUGCUCCGCCUGCUAGGAGAGCUGGAUCUGUCCAACAACCGGCUGGCCUCCCUCCCUCCUCGUCUCUUCUCCUUCCUGGGGGAUCUUCUCCAACUGAACGUAUCGCAUAACCCUAUCUUCCAGCUCCAGGUGGAUCACUUCGCUGAGCUCCACAAGCUCAAGUCUCUGAGUCUGGAAGGUCUGGAGAUCCCCAACAUCCACCGCAGGAUGUUUGAGCCGCUGCCCCACCUCACCCACAUCUACUUCAAGCGGUUCCAGUACUGCGGCUACGCACCCCACGUCCGCAGCUGUAAGCCCAACACCGACGGCAUCUCGUCGCUGGAGGACCUGCUUGCCAACGUGAUGCUGAGGGUCUUCGUCUGGGUGGUCUCCGCCGCCACCUGCUGUGGGAACCUCUUCGUCAUCUGCAUGCGCUCCUACAUCCGCUCGGAGAACAAGCUGCACGCCAUGUGCAUCAUCUCCCUUUGCUGUGCUGACGGGCUGAUGGGCGUGUACCUCUUCAUGAUCGGGGCGUACGACCUGAAGUUCCGGGGCGAGUACAACCGGCACGCCGUGGCCUGGAUGGACAGCGCGGCCUGCCAGGUGGUGGGGGCACUGGCCAUGCUGAGCACCGAGGUGUCGGUGCUGCUGCUCACCUACCUGACCCUGGAGAAGUACAUCUGCAUCGUGUACCCCUUCCAGUACGUGACCCCGGGCUGGCGCCGCACCGUCAGCAUCUUGCUGGCCGUCUGGGCCCUGGGCCUCCUCAUCGCCUUCCUGCCCCUCGCCGGCAACCGGCUGUUCAGGAACUUCUACGGCACCAACGGGGUCUGCUUCCCCCUGCACUCGGAGCGGCCGGAGACGCCCUGGGCCCACGUCUACUCCAUCGUCAUCUUCCUGGGUCUGAACCUACUGGCCUUCCUGAUCAUCGUGCUGUCCUACGCCAGCAUGUUCUACAACAUCCAGACGACGGGCACGCAGACGCCGCUAUACACCAACCACCUCCGCAACGAGCUCAGCAUCGCACGGCGCUUCUUCAGCAUCGUCAUCACCGACUCCCUCUGCUGGAUCCCCAUCUUCAUCCUCAAGGUGCUGUCCCUGCUGCAGGUCGACAUCCCAGGUACUAUCUGCUCCUGGGUUGUGAUCUUCAUCCUGCCCAUCAACAGUGCUCUGAACCCCAUCCUCUACACCCUGACCACACGGCCCUUCAAGGAGACACUGGUCCGCGUCUGGUCCAACUACCGGCAGCAGAGGCCCCUGCUGGGAGCCCCGUCGGCCCACCACCCCUCCCUGACCUGGCAGGAGAUGUGGCCGCUGCAGGAGAACAGCCCUCCCCCCCCCACGCCCCCGGAGGUCCAGACUUACCCCCCCGAGAAGGUCAGCUUCAGCCCCCCCCGCCCCCUCCACCGGGACUCCCCAGAGAAGGUCCACCUACCGCCCCAGGACCCGGUCCAGGUCUCCCCUCCCUAUGAGGUCCACCUCGACCUCCAGCAGAACCUCCAGAUCCUUCAUCCAAACCAGAUCCAGACGACCCCCCCAGGGAACCACUCCCUACUCCUAGACUCCACCUAG
Messenger RNA from Gadus chalcogrammus (walleye pollock), 2442 nucleotides. It is a transcript of the gene rxfp1, whose product is annotated as relaxin family peptide receptor 1. Gene Ontology annotation, molecular function: G protein-coupled receptor activity; protein binding. The transcript has 18 exons. The record is from RefSeq and is a predicted model, not a curated record. Gene Ontology annotation, cellular component: membrane. Gene Ontology annotation, biological process: G protein-coupled receptor signaling pathway. The coding region runs from base 1 to 2442 and encodes 813 amino acids. Lineage: Eukaryota; Metazoa; Chordata; Actinopteri; Gadiformes; Gadidae.